Cyclopterus lumpus (lumpfish) is the source of this 900-nucleotide messenger RNA. It is a transcript of the gene mblac1, whose product is annotated as metallo-beta-lactamase domain containing 1. The record is from RefSeq and is a predicted model, not a curated record. The transcript has 2 exons. The coding region runs from base 62 to 739 and encodes 225 amino acids. Lineage: Eukaryota; Metazoa; Chordata; Actinopteri; Perciformes; Cyclopteridae.
AUAAAAGCAGCAGAAAUAGAGGUGGCACGUGCCCGUCUACCCCGUUGCGAUAACGUAGUCUAUGGAGACCAUAAUGGGGAAAGACAGUAAAGUGGUCUGUGGGGGGUUUCAAACAGUCCCUCUCUCAGAGUCCCGGUCGGACUUCCCCGGUCAGCCGUACUCCGUGUCCGUCCUUAAAGCCGGAUACUGUCUCCUCCAGGCCGACGGGACGAUCCGGGCUGAUGGGACCAUCACCCUCAUAACGGGACCCAGGACUAUCCUGGUGGAUACCGGCGGGCCGUGGGACCGGGACUUCCUCCUGGAGACGCUGAAGGAGAGGGGUCUGGGACCGGGGGACAUUGACGUGGUCGUGGGGACUCACGGACACUCGGACCACAUUGGGAAUCUGAGUCUUUUCCCAACAGCGGUGAUGAUUGUCGGAUAUGACGUCAGUGAAGGGGACGCGUACCGUCCCAACAAACUGGCAGAAGGGCACGCGUACCGUAUUGACGAGCAUGUGUCCGUCGUUCCCAGUCCGGGCCACACGGGACAACAUGUCAGCGUCCAGGUAACGGGAACCUCAGAGGGCACAGUGCUCGUUGCCGGGGACUUGUUUGAGUGCUGCUCUGACGAGGACAGCUGGCGGGAUGUGAGCAUGGACACUGCAGUGCAGGAGGUGAGCCGCCUGGAGGCGCUCCGCACCGCUGAUGUCAUCAUACCGGGACAUGGACUCCCUUUCAGAGUCCUCAGGAACUCAUGAACCCUUUAAAAUAUAUAUAUUAAUAUUACAAUACAUUGUACAGAGAAAUCUAUAUAUUUUUAUUUGAUCACUUAAAAAGUGAGCAUUUAAAAAUCUGUUUAUACGUGAAACAACAAUAACGAAGCAAACAAAGGGAAACACAAAUAAAGACAAUAUGCAUG